AUGGACCUGCAGCAAUUUUCAAUAGCACGGGUUCAAAUUGAUCAGUGCCAGAUUUUGAUUUGGCAACCAUCCACUGUUUAUAUCACACACAUCAAUGGCAUUUACUGUCUUCUUGUAGCGAUACUUUGUAUGAGAAUCCUGCCAUUGUUUGUUGUGUGUUUUGCCCUAUUUGGCGUGCUUCUAGCUAGCGUGGCCAUUGUGACCUCCGAAGACGAGCUCAACGAUUUUAUCCUUUCCAGGCCGAUUGCACUUGUGUUGGUGCAAACCAAGAGUGACAGCCCAAAAAAUGUUUUUCACCCGGCCAGAAACUUUUUCCUGUCAGACGAGUGGACAAAAUACAUUGAGGCCAUUGAGACCCAGGACUUUUAUACCGCUGCCGCGAUCUUUGCACGUUUGAAGGAAACAGAGCUCAAAGAAAGCCUUGGGGGGCUGAUGGACAAGCUCUUGGAAGUCCUGAUUUCCAACUAUCGGUUUAUCAAUUUGGUCAAAGAGAUUGCCCUCGUAAAUUGCGACGAGUUUGAGGAAAUGUGCGAAAAUCGAAUCGAGUGGGCCCACGAUCCAACCGACGAAACAGGCAUCAUCUUGCAAUUGGUUGGGGCCGCAAAGCAUGAUGUGUUGGUAGGGUUGGGGCCGCAAAGCAUGCUUCAUUUAUGUAUGGAUGAAUGCGAGCCCUUUUACGUGUUUGCCACUCGCAAGGCGAAUCGUCUUGAAACGCUGGGAUCACGUGUGCUUGGCUCCAUUUCGGCCGCAAUCGAUGGUGCCCGUGAGGAGGACAUUUGUCCGGACACCAUCGAUUCGCUGAUUUCCACCAUUUCGUGCACGGACACAAUGUCAGUGCUACAUAGACCCGGUGCCAAUGUUUUCGCUUGCCGCGCAUCUGGGAUCGAGAGCUUUUUGUCUCGCUAUCACGUGCCGUAUUGUCCAAGGCCGUUUGACAUUGAAAAGAUGGUCCCUCGCUUUUAUGGCAACUUCAAUGCUAAAUCAUCGUCCUUCCAGAUGGAGCCAUCCCGUUCUCCCCCAAAAGACCUUCCUCGCCGGCUUAGACCGACGCCAUACAACGAUAGAAUGGAGGGAAAUGCCCUCAACGGCAGUGAAACAUUUUCGUUGCAGCCAAAAACUGCUGUCCGGCACUCUUUUGACGGCCUUUUCCGGCACAUGCAACUAUUUAAAGCGCCCUCGCUUUGCAGCCCUUCCUUGGAAGCCGAACGGUGUCAACAAAAAGGCGGUGUAUCUCGGACCAACCCCUUCGAGCUUUGUUCAGCCCCAAAAUGGCAGGAAAUAUCACCAAGGGAGAAAUCUGCAUGCAAUCUAUGUACGGUGCAAACUUUCCCGGCCGCAGACUUGCACAUAAAGAGCCAACGCGUGGAGGCAAAGAAUUGCCUUCGAAAACUACGAAUUGCCCUAUUCGGCCGUGCUUCAUGGAAACCCCGUGUGGCAUUUGAUCCGUGUUUUAGGGUUACCAUCAAUAGGGAGCUUCUUGACUUCAAGCGUCAAGUUCAAUUUCCUCUCAAAGCCCGUGGGCGCAGCGGACCAGAUUUUUGCUCGCUAAUUAAAUUCUUCCAGUAUGGCCAACUGGUCGGUAACCAUUUGGACCACAAAACUAGCAGCGAUUUGCAACUAAAUGUGGAGCAGAAAAGCAACGGGCCAUCAUGUUCGGAUUUACUGGUCUCAUCGAUCGAAGAUGUUGUGUCCAUACAGCAGGGGGUUGUGCCCCACCACGGUUGCCCUUCACUAACGAUACCCGAGGGGCUUAGCACUCGCACUUUUGAAGGAGCCGAGAUCUUUGAACCGCCAAAACGAAGGCGCAUUGGUGGGCAGAACAAAAUGGCGUUGAAAACGACCAGGAUCAUAUGCAACCUGGUGUGUGGCCAGAACAUCUUUCUGCCUCUGCUUUACUCGUUCAUGAAGGGCCAUCCGCAAUUUGUAAUUCUAUUCUAUUCAGAGCUCUUUCCAACGGGAUUUCCAGCACAAGUUGCCUUGCUGCAAGCUUCGCCUCGAGACUUUAUUCUGCUCUUGGAAGCCACCGAAUUGAAACUACCGCCCGCAAAGGGGUUCUCUUUUCUUUCCGAAGACCAUACCGUUCAUAUUGUGCUAGUUUUCAGAGAAAAAACCGUGGAUCCUUUUUUUUAUAUUCAGUACAUUGACUUUAUUGAAUUCCAACUUUCCCACGUCCUGACGAAAUAUUACAUGUCGUUUUGCAGCCGUGAAACUGCAGGGCUUGUUCUAUUGAAAAUACUGGAACACGUGCACGUAGCGGCAAAAAAAAGCACAAUUCCAGCCGUCACCAACAGCAUCCAGAUAACAGUGGCAGGCAAAAUUGUACCUGCAAAGGUGGGCAGCAUAAACCGGACCGAAACCCGUCCCAAGAUAGCGACGACAACGACAACGACACCUUUCAAGACACAUUGA
This is a messenger RNA of Mitosporidium daphniae, 2409 nucleotides long. RefSeq lists its product as uncharacterized. The record is from RefSeq and is a predicted model, not a curated record. The transcript has 2 exons. NCBI's taxonomy places the organism in Eukaryota, Fungi, Microsporidia. The coding region runs from base 1 to 2409 and encodes 802 amino acids.